AUGUCAACCAACGCUCAGCCGGUCAAGCUCUCACUACCCCUUGAAUACCAGCAGAGCCUCUUCCAGGAGCUGCGGAAUGAAGAUGAGCUGGUGGUCCUCGCCCGCGGUCUGGGUCUGAUGCGGCUCGUGACGAAUCUGCUUCAUUCCUACGACGCUGCAGGCAACAACCUCAUUAUUCUUGUCGGGGCCGAUGAUCGCGAAAACAACUGGAUUGGAGAGGCGUUGGCUGAGCACGCCGCGAUCAGCAUGUCCCCCAGCGCCAGGGGCCUCACGGUCGUCAACACUGACUUCACCAGUGUUGGCGCGCGAGAAAAGAUGUACACCCGCGGUGGCAUAUUCAGCGUCACGUCGCGCAUUCUGGUUGUCGACCUUCUGACCAAUCUCCUCGAUACCGAGAAAGUCACGGGUCUCAUUGUUCUGCACGCCGAUCGCGUCGUAGCGACGUCUUUGGAGGCCUUCAUUCUGCGAAUCUAUCGGCAGAAGAACAAAGCUGGCUUCCUGAAGGCAUUCGCCGACAACCCCGAUCCAUUCUCAACAGGCUUCUCUCCGCUGACAACUAUGAUGAGAAAUCUCUUCCUGAGGAAAGCUUCGUUAUGGCCGCGCUUCCAUGUGACGGUCGCCCAGUCGCUGGAGGGGAAGAAGACCGCAGAAGUCAUCGAACUAAACAUCUCAAUGAGUCAGGCCAUGAGGGAUAUUCAAAACGCUAUUUUGGAGUGUGUGGAAGUAAGCAUCCAUGAGUUGAAGAAGGGCAACACCGGCCUGGAAAUGGAGGAUUGGAAUCUCGACAGCGCCUUGCACAAGAACUUUGACGUAAUCAUCAGAAGGCAGCUCGACCCUAACUGGCACCGAGUAAGCUGGAAGACCCGGCAAAUCGUCAACGACUUGAGCGUUCUUCGUGGCAUGCUUCAGUCGGUCCUUACUCUGGAUGCUGUCUCGUUCUUGCAACAUCUGGAUACCAUUCACGCAGCACACUCCCCGCCUCCCGGAUCAACCAGGCAGAACCAAUCUCCCUGGCUGUUUCUAGACGCGGCCCAAACGAUCUUCGAGACAGCACGGCGAAGAGUUUACUCCGCCAGCUCUAAAGCUGCCACAGCGGAUGCUAACAUUGAUUCGCUGCGACCUGUUCUCGAGGAGCAACCGAAGUGGGCGUGGUUGGCGGACGUCUUGACGGAAAUCGACAACAGCAUGCAUUUCGACCCCCCGGUUCGCGACGACUCCAACGGCACGAUACUCAUCAUGUGCGGCGAUACCAACACUUGCCGGCAACUUCGCGACUACUUGCAAACGAUGCACUUCAAGCCAAAAGUCGAGAAGAGUCCGGCGGAAGAAGACGAGGAAGAUGAAGAUCAGCCAACCGCCGCCUUCAUGAUGCGGCGGAAACUGCGCAAUUACCUGAGGUGGAAGAAGGAGUUUGCCCAAGUAAAUGCGACUCUAUUCUCCGAGAACCAGAAAGCUUUGAACGGUGCUACUGAUCGAUCAGGUCAACGGCUUCGAGGCAAGGCACCAUCGAACAAGCGGAGGCGCAUGAGAGGCGGCGGUGCUGCGGGAACAUCGCUCGGCCGAGCCGAUAAUGGGAGUAUCCUCCAGUUCUUCGAGCGACCAGCGGAAGUCGAAGACCUCAUGGCCGAGGUGCAGAUCACGGAGGAGGAAGCGGAACAGAAGCCGGAAAUCAUCACCGAUCCUUUGGAGAAUAUGGAGGACUACUACCAGCUGUACGAGAUGCAGGAUUUGGUCGCCAUACACGCGUAUGAUGGUGAUCAGGACGAGCAUGUGUUGGAAGAGGUCAAGCCGCGUUACAUCGUCAUGUACGAGCCCGAUGCUGCCUUUAUCCGUCGGGUCGAGGUCUACCGGUCGUCUCACAACGACAGAAACGUGCGUGUAUACUUCAUGUACUACGGCGAGUCGGUGGAGGAGCAACGUUACCUGUCGAGUGUGCGACGCGAGAAGGAUGCCUUUACGAAACUCAUCAAGGAGCGAGCGUCUAUGUCGUUGGUGAUGACGGUAGACCCGCACGGCGCCGAAGACCCGCAGGAGGUCUUCCUGCGGACCAUCAACACGAGAAUUGCCGGCGGCGGACGUCUAGCCGCAACGGCGCAACCGCCUCGUGUGGUCGUCGACGUGCGGGAGUUUCGCUCGUCUUUGCCAUCGCUUCUGCACGGUCGGUCCAUGGUUGUAGUCCCCUGCAUGCUGACGGUGGGAGACUACAUCUUGUCCCCCAACAUCUGCGUCGAGCGCAAGUCCAUCAGCGAUCUGAUCUCGUCGUUCAAAGAUGGGCGCCUGUAUGCCCAGUGCGAGUCCAUGUUCCAGCACUACAAGAGCCCCAUGCUCCUCAUAGAGUUCGACCAGAACAAGUCCUUCACGCUGGAGCCCUUCGCCGACCUCUCGGGCAGCCUCAACAGCAUCGCGCCGACCAAUGUCUCGUCCGACCUGCAGUCCAAGCUCGUCCUUCUCACGCUGGCGUUCCCGAAGCUGCGCAUCAUCUGGUCGUCUUCGCCGUACCAGACGGCCGAGAUCUUUGAGUCGCUCAAGUCACAGGAGGACGAGCCGGACCCCAUCGCCGCGGUCCGCGCCGGCUUGGACAAGGAUAUGAAGGCUGAAGACCAGGCGUUCAAUCUCGAGCCGCAGGAAAUGUUGGGCUCCGUUCCGGGUGUCAACCCGAAGAAUAUCAUGCGGCUGGUCCUGGCGACGGAGAAUUUACGAGAGAUUGCGAACCUGAGCGAACGGGAGUUGGAACCAAUGGUUGGUAGGGAGGCCGGACGGCAAAUCUAUAGGUUCUUUAAUCGGAACGUGCUGGAAGACUAG
This is a messenger RNA of Colletotrichum higginsianum IMI 349063, 2802 nucleotides long. RefSeq names its product DNA repair protein. Gene Ontology annotation, molecular function: single-stranded DNA endonuclease activity; damaged DNA binding; single-stranded DNA binding. Gene Ontology annotation, biological process: resolution of meiotic recombination intermediates; nucleotide-excision repair involved in interstrand cross-link repair; double-strand break repair via single-strand annealing, removal of nonhomologous ends. The coding region runs from base 1 to 2802 and encodes 933 amino acids. The record is from RefSeq and is a predicted model, not a curated record. The transcript is spliced from 2 exons. NCBI's taxonomy places the organism in Eukaryota, Fungi, Ascomycota, Sordariomycetes, Glomerellales, Glomerellaceae. Gene Ontology annotation, cellular component: nucleotide-excision repair factor 1 complex.